AUGAUGGCGUCUGCGAAGCGCUUACAGGCGUCCCAGGACCCUGAAAGCUUCAAUGAUGAAAGCAAUGGCACAUCUCUGACGUCCACUUCGGUACGACUACCAUACAUGUUAUGCAUUCAACAACUUAACCUAGUUAUACAGCGCAAACGUAUUCGUAGGUCUGAAACAUCCCGGUCGGAAGAAGACAACGAAUCAAGCGAUGCUGAGACAACGAGAUCUUGUUCCAUCACCGAGGCUCUGGAUGAUGACGAGGAUGAAUUGGAACUGCGUGCUACACAAGCAAUUCAAGAGAAAUACUCUUUCGUCAAUGAAGAACCGAAUAUUCCUGCUGAGCACGGCAUCCUCGAGCGUGUCGAAUGUUACAAUUUCAUGUGUCAUGAUCAUUUCCGAGUCGAAUUGGGCCCGUUGAUAAAUUUUAUCGUGGGCAAGAACGGUAGUGGAAAGAGCGCUGUUCUCACUGCCAUAACUCUCUGCUUGGGUGGUAAAGCUUCUGCAACCAACCGUGGUCAGAGUCUUAAAAGCUUCAUCAAAGAAGGGAAAGAAAGUGCAACUAUCAUCGUGCGGCUGAAGAACCAGGGUGAUGGAGCCUUUAUGCCUGAUGACUAUGGAAAGUCAAUCAUAAUAGAGCGUCACUUCUCGAAAAAUGGUACGAGUGGAUUCAAGAUCAAAGCUGAGAAUGGGCGUAUAAUUUCCACUAAGAAGGCGGAGCUCGACUCAAUUAUUGACUAUUUCACACUCCAAUUUGAUAACCCGAUGAACGUCCUCUCACAAGACAUGGCUCGCCAGUUUCUCAGCACGUCUAGUCCCGCCGAUAAAUAUAGGUUUUUUGUGAAGGGUGUCCAGCUGGAGCAACUGGACCAAGACUACAGACUUAUUGAAGAAUCUGCCGAUCAAAUUGAAGAGAAGCUGAGAAACAGAGAGCAAGACAUCAAAAUCUUAAGAGAUCUAAAAGAUACAGCGGAUCGCAGAUUGGAAAAAUCAGAUCAGCAGGAAUCACUCAGAAGCCGCAUUAGGAACGUUCGAAACCAAGUGGCCUGGGCACAGGUUGAGGAACAGGAAAAGGCAAGUCACACAGUCUUUGGGGCCAACUCCCUGGAGGGCGAGCUCGCGCGGACAGACAGAGAGAUAGCAGCGGCUGAAGCUCAAUUGAGCGAAUUUGACAUCAAUAUACAGGACACAGAGCGUGAAUGUGCGGCUGCAGCGGAGUUCCUCAACCAAACUACUUCCAGGCUCGGUCAAGCUGAGACUUCUGAUAGUCUUGCGCAGGCCGAACAACGUCAAAUCAAGGAAUACCUCAGAACCACAGAGACAAGGAUUCGUGAAACUCAGAAUCAGAUUGCUGACGAAAAUCGGCGCCUGGCAGAUCUUAGUGGCGGGAGUUAUUCUCGGAAAGAGGAACAAGUCCAACAAGCAAAGAUCGAGGCCGCUGAAAUUCGGAAACAGUGCGAAGAGCACCAGCAGAGUGCUCGCCAGCUAUACCAAGAAGCCGAAGAAGCCGAGAUUGCGGUCAAAUUAGCUGCCGCUCCUAUAGACAAAAUGAAGGCUGAGGUUGACCAGGCAGAAUCCAACUUACGCAGUCUCAGCAGGGAAGGAAUCAGACGUACAGGCUUUCAUGAAAGGAUGCCAGCACUCCUCAAAGAGGUAGAAACUGAGCGGUCCUUUUCCAGGAAACCUGUGGGCCCCAUUGGAAGUUACGUGAGCUUGUUAAAACCAGAGUGGUCAUCUAUAUUGGAGAACGCCCUUGGCACCACAUUGAACAGCUUCAUAGUGACCUCUAAGCGAGAUAUGAACAUUCUUUCACACAUUAUGCAGAGGGUUGGCUGUGAUGGCCAUAUUGAUACGUCAGAACAUGAGCCGGAACCUCACUACGAUACAGCCCUACGAGUUCUUCAAAUCGACAACGAGCUGGUUCGGCGACAGUUGAUUAUAAAUCACGGCAUAGAGCAGAUGCUUCUGAUUGAAAGGCUGGAAGAUGCCUCGUCUGUGCUCUUUGAUGGGCAACGCCCGAAAAAUGUGAAGCGAUGCUACUGUAUUGAUCGGACAGAUCGGCGCCGAGGAAUUCAUCUUUCCUACAGUCGGACAGGAGAUCCCAUUCAGGCACCAGUCCAAGCCUACAAUGGGAGUCCACGGAUGAGAUCCGAUUUAGAAUCACAGAUCAGAAUUCAGCGCGAUGUAGUAGCAGGUCUUAGACGCGAACUAAGCAAUCAAGAACAGCAACUGCGCUCCGCUCGAUCUCGCCUGGAGAGCUGUAAGCAAGCUAUUGAGAGACAUAAGCGAAGAUCAAAAGAAUUACAAGUUCUGUUGCAGAGGCAAGAAGAUCAAGUUGAAGAGCUCACUGACGCGCUUGAACGAGAGACUGUCGAGGAUGGACAUCUGGAUGUGCUACGAACAACUCUUCAAGAGGCCGAGGCAGAGAAACACCUAAACGAAGGGUCUUUGAAGGACAGCGUGGAUGCUAUGGAUGCCAUCAUGAGGAAAUUGAAAGCGACCAAGCAAGAGCUUUCCGCAAAAGAUGCCGAAAUUUCAACCUUGCAGGAAGAGCUCCGGGUUGCUCAGGGAGAGGAGCACUUAGUGCAAGACAAGCGCCGGAAGAUCAUUGGUCUUAAAAAUACAGCAAUUGAGCGAGUCAAUGACAUCAAGCUGAACAGAACAAGGAUUCAACAAGAAAAGGAUCGUGUUGCCGCACGUGUCGUCGAAUAUGAGGAGAAGGCCAGUCUAGUCUCUCCACGUGUUGCGAUUGAUGAAGGGGAAACUGCCAACAGUCUGUCCAAGAAGCUUGAGAGACUCCACGGUGAUCUUCAACGCUCGAAUCAACAACUCGGGGGAUCGCGUGAUGAAAUUGCUGCUGAAGUGGAAAGGGCUACUGCGGCCUAUCAACGAGCGAUGAAACAAAUUGAGGAGUUUCGACUGCUAGCUGACGUCGAGCCGGACAUAACAAAGGAUAGUGCGGGUCGUGGUGCGAAGACUCUGUCCGGUGGCGAGAAAUCAUUCUCGCAAGUUUGUCUCUUGUUGGCGCUCUGGGAGGCCAUGGGAUCCCCAGUUCGUUGCCUGGAUGAAUUUGACGUAUAUAUGGACCAUAUAAACAGGAAAAUGGCGAUUGAUAUGCUCAUGCUCGCUGCCCGGCGGUCCAUUGGGCGACAAUUCAUACUCAUAACACCGGGUUCUAGAGCUGAAAUCACCCUGGCACCGGAUGUCCGAGUGAAAGAGUUGGCAGAGCCAGAACGUGGCCAGAUGAGGCUUUUAUUUUGA
This is a messenger RNA of Aspergillus fumigatus Af293, 3249 nucleotides long. The record is from RefSeq and is a predicted model, not a curated record. Lineage: Eukaryota; Fungi; Ascomycota; Eurotiomycetes; Eurotiales; Aspergillaceae.